Molecule: messenger RNA, 1586 nt
Organism: Thamnophis sirtalis
Lineage: Eukaryota; Metazoa; Chordata; Lepidosauria; Squamata; Natricidae
Source: RefSeq, a predicted model, not a curated record
GGCUGAAACAAUUUCUUCAUAUUACUUAAGAGUGUAAAGUGCUUUGUCAAGUGUAAAGAUAUUGAGACUAGUCCAGAUUGAUUUUGGAGUUAGUUGGUGCCCUUAAAGCUGUCAAGAUGAGCUGCUUUACAUUCCUGAAGGUCAUGAUGAUUUUGUUUAACCUGCUCAUAUUUCUUGGCGGAGCAACGCUGCUGGGCAUCGGCAUCUGGGUUACUGUUGACAGUAAAUCCUUCCUCAAUAUAUUUGGUGCAAUAUCUGUCACUGUCCUCCAAUUUGUGCAUGUUGGGUACCUUCUCAUUGCCAUUGGAGCCGUUCUGUUCCUGCUGGGUUUCCUAGGAUGCUGUGGCGCUCAGAAAGAGAGCAAGUGCCUUCUGAUCAUGUUCUUCACCAUUAUCCUGAUCAUCUUCAUAAUUGAAAUUGCUGGUGCGGUGGUAGCUUUGGUUUACACAUCACUCGCACAGACUAUAUUGCAAUCAACAGUGGCAAAAAUACUAAAAGAUGACUAUGGGAAACCUAACCCACUUACUGAAGCAUGGAACGUUACAAUGACUAAUCUGAAGUGCUGCGGUUUAUCAAAUUACACAGACUUUAACAACUCCUAUUUCUACAAGGAAUCAAAGAACUUUUAUCCAGGGCAAUGCUGCAACUCUUCCAUCUCGUCUCUCUCUGACACUUUUUGCAAUACAGCUAUGGCUGAAAGAUUUAAUGUGACGAUUGGAGCGAUGGCAGUGGCAAUGUACCUUUAUUGCAAAAUGGAUGAAAAAUGACUGGGAUAGGCAAAGGAAAGGAUUACCUUCCCACAAGCCAAGCCUAUGACACAACACUUUCUUAACCCAUAUCUACAGCAAUUAAACAUUUCAUGGGCCUGAAGCCUGAAUGUAUAAUUAACCUAUUGACUCUACCCAGAUGGAAUCUUUAGCAUGUACAUAAAUGAAAUUGUGAAAAGCAAUAUGAUAAGAAAACUCUAUUAACAGAAAGGCCCUUUGUAUUGAAAGGCAGAAAUUGAGAGUGGGGGGGGAGGAAACACAAGUAAACCUGGAAAUGUUUGUGCCUUCAAAAAUGGCCUUUUCUAAUAUAUGUAGUGUGAAAAUUUCUGCUAGCUUUGACAUUGGUCACCCUGGGUUGUAGAAAAUCUCUAAGAAUAAAUGAUCCAGAAUGGAACAAUUUGUUUGAAAAGUUUGGGGUUGAUUAAUUGAAAUACCUGUGUAUUUCCAAUGGUGAAUCAACAUUGUUUUUGUUCUUGACGUAAAAUAAUAGAUGAGCACUUGUGGUCUCCUGUUGGAGCAAAACAUGGCUGUAAAAAUUGAUAGGAAAGAAAAUGACUUUCUUGGAGGCCUUUUAGCCCUUUUGCCUUUCUGUCCCCACAGAAUUGGUUAUAUGCCACUUGCUAAGGACUGAAAGGGUGUCUGAUUGAGCUGGCUGUGUAUGAAAGGAAUUCCCUUUGUAACUAAUGUGAUUGUACAUGAUGUAGUUCUCUAUUUUUUAUUCUGUGUGAAUAUACUUUAAUUUAUAAUAAUGUAACUAAGGAAUCAUAUUAUUUGUGCCUGGAUUGGACUAUUGUAAUAAAAUCUACUUUUGAAUUACAA